Messenger RNA from Macrobrachium nipponense, 1048 nucleotides. RefSeq lists its product as uncharacterized. The transcript has 6 exons. The coding region runs from base 50 to 769 and encodes 239 amino acids. The record is from RefSeq and is a predicted model, not a curated record. NCBI's taxonomy places the organism in Eukaryota, Metazoa, Arthropoda, Malacostraca, Decapoda, Palaemonidae.
UAACCACUGUAAUCACAUCAUCACCGCCUCUGGUACGUUUCGAAAGACAAUGGAGUCCCGUCGCAGGCGAAUAGGGAUGACGCUGGAAGGUGUCCUUAUCGUGGUGCUGACGGUGGGAGUUCCAGCUUCCGCAACGGCUGGAAUGGGAGGGGUAGGAGGGGGAGGGGGCGCCCUUCCUAGCAUUCUUAUGGGUACUGACCCAGCAUGUGGCACGAUGCCUUAUGGAGAGUGUCAAAUUCGCCUAGAGAAGUGCAAAGAAGUCAAGGGCUUGACGCAAGGAACUUCAGGCCCGGUGAAGGACGUCUUCGACUGCGCCACCCUGCAGGGAAUACCCAAAACCCAAAUUAUUGCCGUCUUGCCGGCUGCCUUUUCAUCAGGCCAGCCAGACACCAUCGUAGACAGAGUCGUCAUCAACGAUACUGCUGCAGCCACAAGGUUCAGGCGGUGCGUCCUGACAGCAGCUGGGGUGGUUACUAUGAAUGGUACCCUAGACAGAACAGCUUUAAUUUCUAAACUCCAUAUGAAGACUACUGUCCACCCUUUGCUGAUGGACGUCGUGUCAAAGGGCAUCAAUGGCUGUCCUGAGCCACCCAACUUGAAGGUGGCACAAUUCAUGGCAUGCGUCCGCAAGCAAUGCGUCCAGAACAUGCCCGAGAGCAUUGUCGCACUGCCUCCUUAUGGCGCCUUCAGCGGGGGAUCAGACGACAAAGACCACCACAGCAAGAAAUGCAAGAAGGGGAAGAAGGGCAAAGGAUGCAAGAAACACUGACGAAGGGCAAGUGACAAAAACGAAAAUAUAGCACCUAAUCAGAUUAAAUUCUGGUAAAUGUUGCUUAUGGGUUUGAACUAGAUGCAUUCUAUAAAACAUAUGCCAUAGAUAUUUGUGCCUUGCUUCUGUGUAAUGCAAUACAACAAUAAUUUCCAUGAUACUCCAGUAUAUUAUAUUUAACAAAAACUGUUACUCAUUAGGUUAGUUACUCUUGAAUUGUAAGUAAUCUAUAAGCAUAUAAAUAUAUAUUAUAAUUCUUAUGUAUGCAGAGAGAGAGAG